AUGGAUGUCACUCCGACAAACGAGGUUGAACGGGGCUUCACCAUCGGUGUGGUGAUCUUUGCUUUGGUCGGCUUUGCGUAUGUUGUGGGCAGCAUCACAGCAAGCCUUGGCCAACUGCGGGCCAUGUCCGAAGAGGCCUCCAAAGACUUCUGGCAGAUGCGGCGAUUCUUGAACCAGAACUCGGUCGACCAUGUACUGGCUGCCCGAAUCCAACGAUUCGUGGAGUACGCUUAUACCCGGCAGCAGAAAACGAUGUCCAUCAACCAGGUGAAGGUCCUUUCCCUGCUGUCCAAGCAGCUGAUGGAGGAGCUUCAGUCCACCAUCAACCAGCCCCAUAUGAAAGUGCACCCCUUGUUCAAUUUCCUCAACGAGUUCUCGUUCAUUACCAUGAACCGCCUGGCCAAGGAGUCGGUCUCUCACAUGGAGAUGGCACAGGGGGACACACUUUUCCUGCCAGAGCAGCAUGCAACCUGCAUGUACUUUGUGGCGUUUGGUCGUCUUGAGUACGUCCGAACUCUUGAGAGCGGGGAGUGCAAGGAGUAUGUGGACAAGGGUGAGGAUUGGCUUGCUGAGCCGUCGCUGUGGACCGAGAACUGGUACCACGUCGGGGAAGCCAAAGCCCACACCGACUGCGAAGUGCUUCUGAUUGACCCGCAGGCAUUUGAGAACAUUUUGAAUGUUGUAAGACCAGUCGCGAGCAUCGUUGCUCAGUAUUGCAGGCUAUUCAUGGUCUGGCUCGAGAGCUUGGAAGAACAGGAGGGCAUGCUCACUGAUGUGAUACAAGGUGACCAGGUCUCCAGCACCAUCAAAAGCUUUCUGCCUAUGUGGAUGAUAGAGAGGCGCGACGAGGCAGUCCUUCCAGAUCCCGCAGAGCAAGUGCGGCGUAAGUCCAUUACAGUGCGUCUGAAAAAGGGAUUCUCUACCGGCUUCCAGUAUCUGGCUGGUAAGUGA
Molecule: messenger RNA, 951 nt
Organism: Symbiodinium natans
Lineage: Eukaryota; Dinophyceae; Suessiales; Symbiodiniaceae
Source: the annotation of a GenBank genome assembly